CCACCGCCGAUUGGCCGCCACAGUGCACUGCGGCCCCGCAAUCUUCCCGCUCACUCACACCUCCGACUCCCCCAGAGAAGAGCGCCGUCCUGCCUAUAUAUCCCGCGCAUGCACCGGCGUCUCGGCUUAGGCUGCAGCUCCAUCGACCGACCGACGUCCGCGCCGCCGCCCGCAGAGACGCACCGACACGGAACGGCAUACCUGAGAGCGCCGUAGCGCGCGCCUCCGCCAGGCCGGGUCACCAUGAAGACCGGCGCCGGUGAUGCGGUCAAGUCGCCGGUGGCCGGGCUGCGGGCCGGGGCCAUCGUCAAGCUCAACGCCGCCUUCCUCGCCUUCUUCUUCCUCGUCUACAUGGCCCUCCUGCUCCACCCCAAGUACUCCCACAUCCUCGACCGCGGCGCCUCCUCCCUCGUCCGCUGCACCUUCCGCGACGCCUGCCCGUCCACGUCCCAGCUCUCACGGAAGGUAAGCCGGGAGGAAGAUCGGCGGCGUCGGCGAACAAGGUGGUGGCGACGGAGCGGAUCGUGAACGCGGGGCGCGCGCCGACCAUGUUCAACGAGCUGCGCGGCCGGCUGCGGAUGGGCCUGGUGAACAUCGGCCGGGACGAGCUGCUGGCGCUGGGCGUGGAGGGCGACGCGGUGGGCGUGGACUUCGACCGGGUGUCGGACGUGUUCCGGUGGUCGGACCUGUUCCCGGAGUGGAUCGACGAGGAGGAGGAGGACGGGGUCCCCUCCUGCCCGGAGAUCCCCAUGCCGGACUUCUCCCGGUACGACGACGUGGACGUGGUGGUGGCGGCGCUACCGUGCAACCGGACGGCCCGGGGGUGGAACCGCGACGUGUUCAGGCUGCAGGUGCACCUGGUGGCGGCGCAGAUGGCGGCGCGGAAGGGCCGGCGCGACGGUGCCGGCCGGGUGCGCGUGGUGCUGCGGAGCGAGUGCGAGCCGAUGAUGGACCUGUUCCGGUGCGACGAGGCCGCGGGGCGGGAGGGGGACUGGUGGAUGUACACCGUCGACGCGCCGCGCAUGGAGGAGAAGCUCCGGCUGCCCGUCGGCUCCUGCAACCUCGCGCUGCCGCUCUGGGGGCCAACAGGCAUCCACGAGGUGUUCAACGCGUCAGACCUGACGGUGGUGGACGCCGGCAGCCAGCGGCGCGAGGCGUACGCGACGGUUCUGCACUCGUCCGACCGAUACCUGUGCGGCGCCAUCGUGCUGGCGCAGAGCAUCCGGCGGUCGGGCUCCACCCGCGACAUGGUCCUCCUCCACGACCACACCGUCUCCAAGCCGGCCCUCCGCGCGCUGGUCGCCGCCGGCUGGAUCCCGCGCAGGAUCCGGCGCAUCCGCAACCCGCGCGCGGAGCGGGGCUCCUACAACGAGUACAACUACAGCAAGUUCCGGCUGUGGCAGCUGACGGAGUACUUCCGCGUCGUCUUCAUCGACGCCGACAUCCUCGUCCUCCGCUCCCUCGACGCACUCUUCCGCUUCCCGCAGAUCUCCGCCGUGGGCAACGACGGCUCCCUCUUCAACUCGGGGAUCAUGGUGCUCGAGCCGUCGGCGUGCACCUUCGAGGCGCUCGUCCGCGGGCGGCGCACCAUCCGGUCCUACAACGGCGGCGACCAGGGGUACCUGAACGAGGUGUUCGUGUGGUGGCACCGGCUGCCGCGCCGGGUGAACUACCUCAAGAACUUCUGGGCCAACACCACCGGGGAGCGCGCGCUCAAGGAGCGGCUGUUCAGGGCGGAGCCGGCGGAGGUGUGGUCCAUCCACUACCUCGGGCUCAAGCCCUGGCGGUGCUACAGGGACUACGACUGCAACUGGAACAUCGACGACCAGCGCGUGUACGCCAGCGACGAGGCGCACCGGCGGUGGUGGCAGGUGUACGACCAGAUGGGGGAGGUGAUGCGGGGGCCGUGCGCGCUGUCGGAGCGGAGGAAGGUCGAGAUCGCGUGGGACAGGCACGUCGCCCAGGAGAUCGGCUACGCCGACCAACACUGGAAGAUCAACAUCACCGACCCCAGGAAGUGGGAGUAGAGCACCACGCGAAGGCGGGUCUCCGUGGACACGAACGUGACUAGUCUAACUGGCCGCGCCGGAGCGGCGGCAGCAGCUGAUCGAGCUCGCGGCAUUUUGAGUUUCGGUUUCUCUACUAUUUUUUGUCCAUAUAAUACGUACGUAUACACAAGCAUGCAUGCAUGUGGUCAUUGCACAAACUUUGGUGGUUGAAUAAUGAGUAGUCAUUCAGUUGAGGAAA
Molecule: messenger RNA, 2247 nt
Organism: Triticum urartu
Lineage: Eukaryota; Viridiplantae; Streptophyta; Magnoliopsida; Poales; Poaceae
Gene: PGSIP3
Product: plant glycogenin-like starch initiation protein 3
Molecular function (GO): glycosyltransferase activity
Source: RefSeq, a predicted model, not a curated record